This is a messenger RNA of Dermacentor silvarum, 1620 nucleotides long. RefSeq lists its product as uncharacterized. The coding region runs from base 1 to 1620 and encodes 539 amino acids. The record is from RefSeq and is a predicted model, not a curated record. Gene Ontology annotation, molecular function: nucleic acid binding. The transcript has 3 exons. Gene Ontology annotation, biological process: DNA integration. NCBI's taxonomy places the organism in Eukaryota, Metazoa, Arthropoda, Arachnida, Ixodida, Ixodidae.
AUGGAAACGCUGUCCAAGACGUCCAAGAAAGUAUUUGAUUAUGGCGCAAAUUCUCCUUUACCGCUACUCGAGAAGUUAGACGUUCUCAUCAGCUACAAGGAGAGCAGCAGCCAUGAAACUCUCUAUGUUGUGUCUGGAGACUGUGUGCAACCAGACCCCACUAAGGUGUCUGCAGUAAUCGGUGCCUCACCACCCACCAGUGCCAGUGAAGUGAAAUCUCUCCUUUAUCUUGUUAACUACUGUGGUCGGUUCAUACCGAACCUGGCCCACCUCACCCAACCACUCAGGAAACUCACAGCCAAAGGAGAGCACUGGUGUUGGACAGAGAUACAGCAAGAUGCCUUGUACGAACUGAAGAGACAGAUUUCCGAGGCCACAGCUCUUGCCUACUUCGACCCAGGAACGGACAUCACAUUCAUUGUAGAUGCUGCUCCUCAUGGCCUAGGUGCCAUUCUCACGCAGACAUCCGGAAGCGAAACCAGGGUGGUAGCAUAUAGGAGUCAUGCCCUUUCUCCUGUGAAGGCACGCUACUCUCAAAUUGAAAGGGAAAUGCUGGCUGUAGUGUGGGGAAUUGAGCACUUUCACAUCUACCUGUAUGGGACAGCAUUCCACCUACUGACGGACCACAAGCCAUUGGUCAGUAUUCUCAGCAACCCUCGCUCCCUGCCUUCAGCACGGCUAGAGCGUUUGGCACUUCGAAUUCAACAAUACACCUUUGAAGUGGAACACACUAGUGGUCCAAGCAACCCAUCUCACUACUUGUCCCACCACCCAGUAAACUCCACGGAACCGUUUCGGCGCAUGGAGUCUGUCACUGAACAGUAUGUGAACUUCAUCGUGUCUCACAGCCUACCUCGUGCCAUGACCAUAAAGGAGAGCGAGGGUUUUGCAGAGUUCGCUAGCGAGCUCGGAUUCAAACAUCACCGCAUCACUCCACAGUGGCCAGAGGCUAACGGGGAAGCCGAACGAUUCAUGCGGACCCUAACGAAGUCAACACUCGCAAGUCGUGUCAGCCAUUUGGAGUGGACCAAUGAGCUUCAGUCGUUCCUGCUGGCUUACAGGUCCACACUCCAUGGUUCCACAGGAAAGUCUCCGUAUGAACUUCUAUUUGGGAGACCCACGAAGAAUCUUCCACCGACAAUUGCUACUGAUACUCAGAACUCAGCUCCCUCUGAGGCGAGACAGAAUGACACCCAAAGAAAAGCAUACAUCAAGCAGUACGUCGACUCUCAUAGACACACCAGUCACAACCAGCUGCAUGUUGGACAACAAGUCCUCUGCAAACAAGACAGGUCAAACAAGUUCUCGUCUUACUAUGACCCCCAUCCAUACACAAUCACCAAAGUCACUGGCUCCAAAAUCACAGCGUCCAGAGAUGGAGUGUCGAUUUGUCGCAACUCGAGCUUCUUCAAAGAUGCGAGCACAGUUCAAAUGGAACGACACCAGGACCAGACCGACAUACCAGAUGUGGACGAUGCAGCUGUGCCAAGUAACAGUGACCUUCCAAGCCACAGCACAGCUACUCCGAGUGAAGCUCAACCAGCAACUCCCAAGAGCGCCUCACAGAGGUAUCCCCAACGAACCAGGCAACGACGUGAGCGCCUGAAAGACUAUGUGUGA